Capra hircus (goat) is the source of this 1349-nucleotide messenger RNA. RefSeq names its product zinc finger C2HC-type containing 1B (gene ZC2HC1B). The transcript has 9 exons. The record is from RefSeq and is a predicted model, not a curated record. The coding region runs from base 207 to 953 and encodes 248 amino acids. Lineage: Eukaryota; Metazoa; Chordata; Mammalia; Artiodactyla; Bovidae.
ACCUAGCACUAAACAACAACAAAUCAGCUUUGUACUUAGUGCCGGAUAGCUUUCUUUAGACAUUAGUUUAAUGAUAUAUUAAAUAAUUGUACUCUGGUUGCCUGAGCAUAUGGAACUUAUCUGUUUAGUGAAGUGAGAAGUCUAUGUUAGGAAAACAUGGGUGAGUUUUACAAAGGAUCUUCCUAAGAGAAGGAAGUCACUGGGUGAUGGGGGAGAGUGAGGAUAUCAAGCUAUUGAGGUCUCCUCCCCUUAGUCAUUUCUUCUUGGGCAGGCAAUUCCACGAAACUAACAUAAUGUGCUUUGGAUCCUAUACAGAUGGCAAUCAGGAAUUAUUUCCCUGUGAAGUCUGUGGAAGACGCUUUGCAGCAGAUGUUCUGGAAAGACACGGACCAAUUUGUAGAAAACUCUUCAACAAAAAACGUAAACCUUUCAAUUCCUUAAAACAAAGAUUGCAGGGCACUGACAUUCCCACUGUGGGGAAGGAGCCUCAGUCCAAGCCACAACCCGUGAGAAAAUCUAACUGGAGACAACAUCAUGAAGACUUCAUUAAUGCGAUGCAGUCAGCAAAGCAGUGUACACUAGCCAUUAAAGAAGGCCGGCCUCUCCCACCUCCACCUGCUCCGACCGUCAACCCAGAUUAUAUUCAGUGUCCAUACUGUAAGAGGAGAUUUAAUGAAACUGCAGCCAGUCGACAUAUUAAUUUCUGCAAGGAUCAAGAGUCUCGCCGAGUCUUUGAUCCAGCCCAGACAGCAGCCAGAUUGGCAACCAGAGCACAGGGUAGAGCGCAAAUGAGUCCAAAAAAGGAACUGACUGUAACCAGUGCUGUGGGAGCUCUGCUACAGAACAGGGCCCUGGAGGCCAGUGCAGCGCCAACCAGGCCAGGAUCAGCUGUGGACCCUGCUUCUGGAGCAAAACUCAGACAAGGAUUUACUAAAUCUUCUAAAAAAGAUUAACUCCUCGAGGUCAGCCUGGCUCCCUAACCGUCUUCAACCUGGAUGGUCAUACCCAGGAACUCCACCUAAGGUCCUUCUGCAUGUGGAUGCACCUGUCUGUGCUUCUUCAAAGUGGCAGGAGUCAACUGCACAGUGUUCUGAUGGCGGAUGAAGCACACUUUCCCUUGUGAUAGAGACAGCUAUUUCCACAGACUUGGUAUCAUCUACUUCAAGCCAUGAUUUCAGACCCAUCACUUGGCAGCCUUAAGAGUCCAAAACAGCAUCAUGAACACAGCAUCAACAACAACACAGGAAAAGCCUGGCUACCUAGAACCCCGGUGCUAUUCUAACGAAAGAGAAUUCUCAUGCAACGGAUGUUAACCUUUCAAGUGCUGAUACUGAAAAAAAAAAAAAAAA